Messenger RNA from Penaeus monodon (black tiger shrimp), 824 nucleotides. RefSeq lists its product as uncharacterized. The record is from RefSeq and is a predicted model, not a curated record. Lineage: Eukaryota; Metazoa; Arthropoda; Malacostraca; Decapoda; Penaeidae.
AUGACUGUAUAUAAUUUGGAGUAUCAGGGAAAAAUUGUUCAAAAAUUCUGUCUGUCGGGAAAAAAACGAAAAGGAAAACCCAACAAACCAGAAAUAUCAUUUUUAGGAAAAUAUGUGUUACAUCCAUAUAUUCCUGCAUUAGUCACUGCAGCAGCUCUAUCUCUCCUUGCUGGUAUAUCUCCUCCAGUUGCAAUCAUAAUCUCAAGUAUAUGCUUGUUGGUUAUGUACACCUCAACCAAGUGGCUUCUCACAAAUUUUCCUGGAAGUUUCACUUUAGGAGAAGGAGUUUUGCUGGGGCAAGCUACUUCAUUGUCUGUUACUUGGUCUGUCUAUAGUCUGUAUCAGACUACUGUAAUUCAGCAACAGUUGUCAGAAACACAGGAAACUAGUGUGUUUAUUCAGACAGCGAUACUGGUUGUGUUCCUCUUCACGGCUGGGUUGUACAAAUUUCCUCCACUCCGAACCCCUGAAGUAUUUGUGCUAUACAUAUGCUUGUCUGGAGCUGUUGGAGUGUUGGUAACAUCAUUGAUUAUGGGGCAGUGGUCACCUCUUUGGCUGUUUGAAAUCAUAUCUACAAAACCUCGCAGACAGAUUUUGAUGGCUUGGUGGUCACUACUCAGUGUUUUAUCUGUGGUCAUCACUUCAAUAGCUAAAAGAGAUCACUGCAGACAGCACAGAAACACAGAAUGCAAUAUGAUGAACUAGGAGGGACUGUGUGUGCACGAGCCACAGAGGCCAUAGUUCCCAUAGGUAUUAUAAUGUUUCCACAUGCUAAUGUUGGGAAGAUUCUCAACAAAUAAUUGAAAGCUGAGAUGAUGGGGCCG